Messenger RNA from Saccostrea cuccullata (small rock oyster), 3775 nucleotides. Its product is annotated as transient receptor potential cation channel subfamily A member 1-like. Gene Ontology annotation, biological process: transmembrane transport; monoatomic ion transport. Gene Ontology annotation, cellular component: membrane. The record is from RefSeq and is a predicted model, not a curated record. Gene Ontology annotation, molecular function: monoatomic ion channel activity; protein binding. Lineage: Eukaryota; Metazoa; Mollusca; Bivalvia; Ostreida; Ostreidae. The transcript has 28 exons. Bases 15 to 3344 code for a protein of 1109 amino acids.
UAGAGGGUCCCCAGAUGGAAUCGCCAUCUAAGAGUCGACUACGUCAGGUGGUGGGGGCGUCCACUAUUUACCCCGCCUACAAGAGAGGAGAGAGCGUGACGGGCGAAAUGUUGACAGAUAUGUCUGUCUGGCAGGCAAUACGAGAUAGUAGCACUAAGGCUCUCGACUGGAUACUGACGACAAAGCCGGAAGUGAAGGGAGAACGAGAUUACCACGGGAACACUCUCCUCCUAAUUGCUGCUAAGUACAACCUGAUCGAAUCAGCACGUGUGUUGAUAUCCCACGGAGCCGACAUAAACGAAAAAAAUAGGGACAGUGGAAUAUCUCCCCUUCAUGAAGCAGCCAAGUAUAAUUCUUUGGAUGUUGGUCGACUAUUAAUAGAAUCAGGAUGUGACGUCAUGAUCCGUGACAACGAACAAAAGACUCCAUUACAUCAUUCCGCGAGAAGAGGCCGCGAUAAAAUGUUGGAGCUUCUUUUAAAUACUGGAAUGACAGAUAUAAAUGCCAGGGACGAAGACAAAAUGACUCCCUUACACGAGGCCAUCAUUCAGAAACACGAAUCCACAGCUACACUGCUGGUAAAAGAUGGGGCUGACGUCACAACGACGGUUAUAAAUGGACUCACGCCGUACAUGUUUGCAUCUGCAGUAGAAUUAACUGACAUUAUGAACCAAAUUUGGAAAAUAGUAAUGAAGAAAAGCGGCAGAGCAAGUGCUCAGGCAAUGGUGAAUCAGAGGGACCUGUGGGGUGGUACGGCGCUACAUAUUGCUGUCGACAACAUGACUGUGAAGUCAGUACAAGAAAUCAUCAGACACGGUGGAGAGUCCGAUCCCAAAAACGAGACCGGACAAACCCCUCUUCAUUUGGCCGCCAUCAAUGGUCAUUUGGAGAUUACAGAGGCGUUAUUGACCCACGGGGCAGCGGUUGGGCCCCGGGAUAAGGAUUCUUUUACCCCCAUUCAUAGAGCCUGUUUGUAUAAUCGUUACCAGGUGGUCUCUGCAAUAAUGAACAAGGGUGGGGACAUCAACCAGAAAACCAAAGAAUCCCUGACACCGUUGAUUCUUGCCUGCUGGAAAGGUCACCUUGAGACGGUGGAGUUCCUGCUGACCAAUGGUGCUCAGAUAACAGCGGUAGACAAUCUGAUGAAGAAUGCGCUCCACUGGACAGUAGAAAACGCCCACCUUCAGGUCCUGUUGUACCUUUUAAAGAAAUGCGACUGUGUCAUGAUCGAAGCUUUGGAUUUCGCAGAGCAGACGAUUACGCACUAUGCUGCCAAACUUGGAAAUAUAGCGAUUUUACAAGCCUUGAUACAUAAUAAAUGUAAACUAGACGUCCGUGACAUGGACGGAAAAACUCCCAUCCAUAUAGCAGCAGAAAACGAUAACGAGGCUGCCGUGGAGGCGCUGUACACCGCCAGCAGUUCUGAACUGAAUGAUGGCGACUCGGACGGACAGACGCCUCUGAUGCUGGCUGUCAAGGAAGGACAAUACAGCACAGUCAAACUUCUGCUAUCUUUAGGGGCCGAUAUCUCACACAGGGACGAGAACCUGUGCACCGUAUUAGGUACUGCUGCCCGUGAAGGUCAUGUGAAGAUAAUGAAACUUCUGUUGGAUCAUUAUGCUGAUAUGAACGCUGCGGAUAAAGCAAAGAAUACUCCAUUACACAUAGCAUCUAGCAAAGGCCAUGUUGAAUGUGUUCAACUUCUACUGGACAGGAAGUCAGACGUAUUAUCCAGGAAUAGUAACGAGAAAUCCCCGCUCGAUUUAGCCUUAGAAAACAGACACUCCGAAGUAGCUGUAGCCUUUAUGAAAUCAAAACGAUGGGUGGACAUCGUUGGUCUAAGGGACUCUUGUGGUAAAACACCGGUGGACGCAAUGAUUCAGAAAUGUCCUGACUCAUUUUUGAUUGUUUUGGAGAAUUGUAUACAAUCUACCGGAGAUUUCCCGGAUAGCAUAGACUUUACACAAAAACUCGACUUCCGGUUUAUUGACCCAGGACCGGAAGACGUAAUGUGUAAAGAGCGAAGAUAUUUUGCAUACGAGACCAUGGUGAAACAUGGCCGAGAGGAGUUAUUGACACAUCCUUUAGUUCAACAGUGCCUAUUGUUAAAAUGGAAGAAGUUUGGUCGGCCCGUGUACUACCUGAACGUACUGCUGUUCGUGGUCUAUCUAACCCUCAUCAAUGUCUACUGCAUCACCAUGCCAAAAAUCACCACCAAUCUACUGGACAGUGUCCGGCGGUGUCCGAUCUAUCUAAACGCCACACAGUUAGCGAACCAGACCCUGGUCAACUAUUAUAUUCAGUAUGGCCAGAUUUCCAACAUCUACAUAGAAGACGAGGGUCUCACGAUCGUGUUGUCCUUGCUUUUCGCCAUAAUGCUCUUCUUUUAUAUAAGGGAGGCAAUCAGUAUCUACGCAAGGCGGUUACGGUACUUCCUGAUUCCGUUUAACUACGUGACCUGGGUUAUGCUGAUGGGGACUACAGCGUCCUUGAACCCCCUGAACUACGUCCCGUGUGAGAGUCAGUGGAGGGCGGCCUGGAUUGCUACUCUGUCGGCCUGGGUCUGCCUAAUCUCCAUCCUCAGGGCACUUGACGUGGUGGGGAUAUACUUCGUCAUGUUGGAACAGGUGUUCCAUUCUCUACUCAAGGUGUGUGUGGUAUUGGUGCUAUUUUUACUGGCCUUCUCUCAGGCGUUUUUUAUCACAAUGGCACAAACGUCGGGCUUUAAGAAUGACCAGCCCUACCCCCUGACUGUUCUCUCCAUGACCUUGGGGGAGAUUAACUAUAUUGACAACUUUAUGAGUGGUGCUGAUGCUGCCUUCUAUGUGGACAACCUCAUUCUAUUCCUUCUCUUCGCUCUCAUCAUGCCGAUAUCACUGAUGAACUUGUUGAUAGGUAUAGCUGUAGGGGACAUAGAGGCUGUACAGAAGAAAGCGUACAUAACCAGACUCUCAAUACAGAUUGACUUUUUAUGCAACACGGAAAUCACUUUUCCCAGAUAUUUUCAAAAAAAGUUUUAUAAAAGGAACCUGACAGUCAUACCAAAUAAAAAUAUUAACUCAAGAUUUAAUAGGUUCUAUAAAUUUCUGUUCGGUGAACCACAUAACAGCCACACCUUUAUAAAAGAAGAGAAACCAGAUUAUAUUAAAGAGACUGUACAAAAACUACAGGAGGAUGUCAGAAAAACAAAGCAACAACUGGCACAAGCGACUUCGAUGCAGAAGCAGUCUCUGGAGUUACUGAAGCAGAUGUGUGACCAGCUUAAUGUCCAUUAUAAACUGGACAAUAUCUCACUGGUAGAAUCUCACAAGACGGACAUACACAGCAGACUGGACUUCCAUUAGUCACUUCACAAACUCCAGAUAGUCACAGUAGACUAGACUACAGAUAGUCACAGUGGACUAGUCUACAGAUAGUCAUAGAAGACUAGACUACAGGUAGUCACAGAUGAGACUACAGAUAGUCACAGUAGAAUCUCACAAGACAGACAUAGACAACAGACGGGACUUUCAUUAGUCACCAUUCAAACUUCAGAGACUAGACUAUAGGUACACCGUAUUCACAGAAGUUUGGACAACAGCUAUAUAGUCAAAGAAGACUGUUCUACACCUUGUAAAAUUAAAGUAGACUAAAGUAGACUAUACAGAAAUAUUCACAGGGCACAGAAUUAUAGACAAUCACAGAUCACAGUUCACUAGACUAAGAUAGUCACAGUAAUCUGAACUUCUAUUAUAACUACUGUACUAUGGACGUCAGACAGGCAAAAAUGCUCAGU